Molecule: messenger RNA, 5011 nt
Organism: Pangasianodon hypophthalmus (striped catfish)
Lineage: Eukaryota; Metazoa; Chordata; Actinopteri; Siluriformes; Pangasiidae
Gene: pcdh12
Product: protocadherin 12
Exons: 4
Coding region: 567-4043 (1158 amino acids)
Biological process (GO): homophilic cell-cell adhesion
Cellular component (GO): plasma membrane
Molecular function (GO): calcium ion binding
Source: RefSeq, a predicted model, not a curated record
GAGUUCCACACUUCCACACUGAGCAAAGGUUGUGAAGCAUGGAAUCAGGAUCUGUGUGUGAGUGAGUAAUGCUUUCGGAUAGCGCUGCUUGACAGAGAGAAGCUGUGAGAUAGCUGAUAGUUUUUAAAAAAUCUAAUGGACUGUAUCUGAAUUUUUCAUGUAGAUAUUGACAGAAUACUUGAACAAUAUAUUUCUUUUAGUAAUUAUUCAUUUCUUUUAAAAAAUGAUAGAAAUGGAGAGGAAACUGGUUUUUAAAUUUUUUUUAGACACUUGCUGUUCAUAGUGAUCAGAAAUGCUGUAAUUGAUCGUAUAUUUUAAUAUUUUUAUAUUGUUUUAUAUUUAAUGUCUAACUUAUGUUAGAUUUAAUAUAAUCAUUUAUCUUUCUAUGGCUAGACCUAGACCUAGGAACUAAACAGCCAGUUCAAGAUAGAUAACACAUACUGUGUAAAGGUGUAAAACAUACAAUUGACAGUGGCUUCUAGGUGUUGUUAAGCUGAAUUUUUGAGUUUUAUUGCAUAUAGGAAUGCUUAUCUAAGAACUAGCAAUUACAAAGCUCUCACACAGCCAUGCUUCAGUUUUGGCUUCUGUUUGUGGCCAGUUUAAAUUUCUGUGAGGGUCAGUAUCUCGAUAAUGCUCCCAUCGUUAUCCAGUAUAAUGUCUGGGAGGAACAGCCAGCAGGCACAAGGGUGGGCCGCCUGUUGGACAGCCUACGUCAGAAAGGAGAGACUGGAUCACUGGAGGACUUCCGGAUUGUGGAGCAUGGUCAGGCCCUACCAUUCACAGUGGCCAAAAGAGAUGGGGUGGUGUCAACACUGGGCCAGCUGGACCGGGAGGAGUUGUGUCGUGGAGCUGACCAGUGUGAACUGGCUUUUAGUGUUCUCUAUAGGAAAGGUGGAGUGGUGCACUUCCUGCGUGUUAGAGUGGAGGUGAUGGACCUGAAUGACCACAGUCCUAUCUUCCCUAACCCAGUGCAGGAGGUGGAGAUCUCAGAAACGGUAGGUCUGAGGAUGCGUAUCCCAUUGGACCGUGCUGAGGAUCCAGACGCAGGUUCCAAUGGCCUGCAGACCUACAGUCUUUCUCCAAGCCAUCACUUUGCUCUGGAUGUCCGUCCCUCUGGAGGUGCCAAACAGCCAGAAUUGGUGGUUAUUAAAGAACUGGACCGGGAGAUGGAAUCAUCCUUUGAAUUAACAUUAUUGGCUUGGGAUAAAGGGAACCCACCCAUGUCUGGCAGCACUAAAGUCAAAGUCAUAGUCUUGGACUCCAAUGACAACAGUCCCAUGUUUGAGGAGAAUGCUCCAACAGUUGACCUCCCUGAAGACACGGUACGAGGCACAGUAGUUAUCAACCUUCAUGCUACAGAUCCUGACCAGGGUGCUAAUGGAGAGGUUGUGUACUCACUCAGUAAACAUUCCCCAUUAGAUGUGCAGAGACUUUUUAGUGUUGAUCCUCAAACAGGUGCUGUCGUCUUAAAAGGUCUCUUAGACUUUGAGGAAAAAAGAUCCUAUGAGGUAGACAUACAAGCAAAGGAUCGCGGUCACAAUGCUAUCCCAUCCCACUGCAAGAUGCAAGUAAGAGUUCAAGAUGUCAAUGACAACGCACCUCGAAUACACAUUACAUGGACUCCCCCAGAUUCCCCUGUGGCAACUGUGUCAGAAGGGGCAUCAAAUGAGACCUUUCUGGCUCUUGUGAUGGUGUCUGAUGCUGAUUCAGGUCCAAAUGGAGAAGUGCAAGCCCAGAUACAGCAAGGAUCAGGCCCAUUCCGUCUCAAGCAAAUCCAUGGAGACAACUACAUAAUUGUUACUAAUGGAAGCUUAGAUCGGGAGCAACAAAUGGAGUAUAAUAUUACUCUUCUUGCUCAGGACAGUGGUGUUCCUUCUCUGUCUUGUGUCAGGCAUCUGACUGUCCAUGUCCUGGAUGAAAACGACAAUGCACCAGUAUUUUCCAACACUGUCUACACUGGUGUUUUCAAUGAGAAUAAUGCACCUGGAUUUCAUGUCUUGACUUUGGAAGCCCAUGAUGUUGACUUAGACCUUAGUGGACGGGUGUCAUACUCAAUUAGAGAGUCAAAUGAACUUGGGACACCAACUGCUUCCUUCUCAGUCCACCCAACCAGUGGGGCUGUUAUUGCUCAGCAGUCAUUAGACUAUGAGGAAUCACCGACAUACUCCUUUAUUGUGGAAGCAGUAGAUCAUGGCUACCCUCCAAUGACCAGCAGUGCUACUGUGCUUAUUAUGAUUGAAGAUGUUAAUGACAACUAUCCCAUCAUCAGAGAACCACUUCCCAAGAAAGGUAUUGCAGUAGUGAGUGUUCCCGUUAAUGCAGAAAAAGGGGAGAUUGUGACAGAAGUUAAGGACAAAGUUCAGGGAACCAUACAUCCAUUAAGCAAUCAUUCUUCCCAAUAUAGGCUUGAAGGUUUUUUGGCCACAACCAUUUUAGCAAGUGACUCUGAUUCUGGUCCCAAUGGAAAACUCCAAUUUAAAAUAAUAGAAGGGAACCCCUCCAGGCUGUUCUGGUUAGACGAAACCACAGGUCAGUUAUACGUGAACACCACCAAUGCCACAGAAUUGAUUGGCAAAGCUUUUAAAGUGGUCAUUGCAGUGUCAGACAUGGGAACACCCCCACUUGUCACACAGACAACACUGGAGGUAACAUUCAUCAAUCUUCGUGACCACCUUAAGAACUCUGCUCCUGGACAACAGGCUCAGUUCAGCUUUACAAUGCUUUUAGCUGUCUGCAUUGGAGGAACCUUCUUGCUUUUGCUGCUAGCUGUUGCUUUGGUUACCACAUUCUGUCGCCCAGAAAAACGAGACACUCAUGCUUACAAUUGCAGACAAGCUGAAUCUACCUACACUAGUCACCCUCGCAGACCACAGAAACACAUUCAGAAAACAGAUAUACAGCUGGUUCCUGUCCUAAGGGGUCGAAAAGAUGACCUGCCUGAAGAGGAGUCCCAGCCACUCUCAUCUGGUUCUCCUCCGCCUGAAGAACCUCACCAAGAAGGCCAGUUCAGUCUUUCACCAACACUUGCUCACCUGGUACAAAGUCAAGCUUAUGCCGAAAAUAAUGGUACACUUCCAUUCACACAAAGCAAGACACUCAGGAAACCUGGGAGCAUAGAAUGCCCACAUACCCCUACAACACCCUACCGAACCCUGCGCAAGGCACGAAACCCGUCCACGUCCUCAUCCUUGCACUCACAGACCAACACUCUGAGACGCCACAAGCCUGAAGAAGUAAAUGCACUGACCGACUCCCAAGCUGUGGCCACUUUGAGGAGGACAAAAAACUCAGAAAGAAAUGGAAGGCUUGAGGAACAGGACCACAGACAAAUACUGAGAAAUUUGGUGCGCUUAUCCAUGGCUGCUUUCGGAGAAAACUCACUUGAGCUGUCUUCAGCUUCACCUGAGGUGCAGCAGGUGUCUCAGCUGUUGUCUCUGCUGCAUCAGGGCCGGUUUCAGCCUCGACCAAAUUUCCGUGGCAACAAAUAUUCCCACAGAGGUGGCCGGUCUGGCGCACAGGAUGCUGAUUGGCUGAGUAAUAAAGACAGCGGACAUGGGGAAAGUGAGCCUGGAGACGUGGACUGGGAGGCAGGCAGAGACUCCCCCGUUGACCCCUUAUUGGAGGAGGGCCUAACCAACCUGCUCAGCAACCACGAUGAUGUGUUCUCGGACAUCCCUGACCCAGCAUGGAUGGCUCGGCUGUCCCUUCCUCUGACCAGCGACUAUCAUGACAACCUUUAUGUCCCUGAUGGGCUACCACCCUCAGAAGAUCAGAGCUCCACUUUAGGGGCCCCAAAUGACUCUGCCUCCUUCUCCACCUUCGGUAAGGCCCCAGAGAAGACGGGGUCUUUAGGAGGUGAAACUCUGCUCUCAGAAGUAAGCACACUGUUUGAGAUGCUAAUGACGCAGAAGGCUGACGCUCAGCCUCGGUCCGACAUCCUCUACAGACUUUCUGCAGCUUAUCGCCGCUCCCUCGGCCUCGAUGGCCAUCAAGGGCCGAAUGAAAAAUCUCCUAUAAUACGUUGUGCCACUCCAAACCGUUAAUGAUUUUCAAGUGCCAUGUGAACAAUACAAACACUUACCUUUCCCUUCCGUUGUCAUCGAAUCUCUUUUACUGUUGCAGUUCUGUCUCAAACUGGUGUUGGUUUUAAGCAACAUUGUCAUAUCAUCAUCUGUCUCUCGGGGAGGUCUGUCUGGUACAGGCCAGCUAAGGCAAACUACAAAGAUCUCUCAUAUAUCCUGGAAUAAACCUUAUGUACUCUUUUGUAACAGAGUGAAACUGUGUUAAGGAGACAAGGAGGCAGUUUUCCCUCUGCUUCAGGCUGUAACCCAAAUUACUCUACAAUGGUGCUUUUCUCUCUAAGUAGUUUAUGAGACCUAUGGCUUUGUAUGGGUUUAGAGAAGGAAAUGGCUCUUUGUCUUCUUUUAAGACUAAACACCAACAGAACAAAUCCUGUCUCUGAGGAGGAAUGUGUGAAAUUUUCUACCACAAUGGACUAUAAGCAGCCUUGCUUCCUCUGCCAUAACCAGACUCCUGAUUAUUGUUUCCUGCUUCUCUUUUGUAAAUAAUAUGCUAAACAAAAAUUCAGUAUUUGCAUUCUUGAAGAUUGUAAAUAAUAGUUGCCAGGCAGAGUUAAUGUCAUUAUUUUUCACCUGAAUCUGUGAUUUAAUAUUUCAAACACAAAAGGCAUCUAGCUGCUAUAGCAGUGAUUCAGUGAUUUAUGGUGACUCUGUGACCCCCAGUGAUCCUACACAUUUUAUUGUUUCAAAAAUAAUAAAGUAAAACUAAAAGAAACAAACUGUCAGAGUCACAAAACCUUGCACAUGAUCUUUAUGAGACCUAAAUGGGAAAGGUGUAAGUUACUGACCUUGAAACACUAGACAUAGAUUUCAUUUCCAUACACAUUAUAAGAAUUACAUAUGCAUUUUUUUUUUACAUGUGAGUAACUGAGAGCACUUUGUAUAUAACUUUUUGUAAACAAUAUGAAUGAAAUAAACAUUUCUGAAACAUU